Molecule: messenger RNA, 561 nt
Organism: Protopolystoma xenopodis
Lineage: Eukaryota; Metazoa; Platyhelminthes; Monogenea; Polystomatidea; Polystomatidae
Source: the annotation of a GenBank genome assembly
AUGCUGAUCUUCGCCCGGCCACGGCCUCUCAGCUGUUGCCCCCCCCUCCUUCUCUCCCCAAACCGGGAGAGGAUGAAAGUGCUGCCUCCUCCAGACUUGGCUGCCGAUGCCAUUCUUCGGCCCAUCGGCCAACCUUCAGCCCACAAAGGCGGCAUGACAACUGAAAUGCUUCUGCGGUGCCCUGGGGUGACAGACUGUGGCUGUCCAUCUGGCCGGCGGAGACGCGAGGACCAGAUGCCGCAACAACCUCGUCAGUCGAGCAAAAGGCAUGCACACCAGCCACGACUACCAGUUUCUUACAACCGCCUCAAGUUGAAGCGUCGAGAAAAGUCACCAGUUUAUUCAGAAAUGCUAAACCGAUACUCUAAAACUGUGAAUUCCAGUAACUUGUCAAUGUGCUGUAGCAAAGAAGGAACGACCAUCCGGUUGGGUUGGGGUCUGGUCGGCCCAUUUGACAAGAUGCGGCUGCUUUGGGUGUCCCCGAUGACAAGUGGCCCCGAUUACAGGACAGAAAAUGGAGAUCAGAUGGAGCCACGUCAGAGUAGCCGUUGUUCCGAUUAG